Knipowitschia caucasica is the source of this 1746-nucleotide messenger RNA. Lineage: Eukaryota; Metazoa; Chordata; Actinopteri; Gobiiformes; Gobiidae. The record is from the annotation of a GenBank genome assembly.
AUGGGCAACCUUUCCUCCAAAGACUGCCACCAUGGAACAACGGGCCAACGCACAGAAAGCUUCCACACACCUCCUGCUUCACCUCAAGUGGAAAACCCAUCCCCUACAUCCAGUGUUCCUUCUUCUCUGACCUCUUCCAGUACACUUUCAUCACCACUGACACCACUUUUCCACACACCCAGUGGGAAAAAGGCCCACUUAACGUCCCUCUCAUCUCCUGCCAGCUCACCGCCACCUAUCCCAACUGAACGGAAGCCUCACUCCCCAGUUCAAUUCAAUACCUCCAACGCAUUUCCCCGCAAGUCAGGAAGUAGCACUGGGAACAAAGCACAAAUUACAACGAGUAGAAAUGGCGCUCCGCAGACGUCCACCCCAAAAGCCUCGGCCUCGCAUGAGAACUGUGCGGAUUUCGGACCGACCAAGAGCUCUCCGGUGGUGCGCGAGUCUCUGGAUUCGGCCUGGAAGGAGAGGGACAGCGGGGUCAGCCAGUCGCCGCCACAUGUCCAGGACGCUGUGGAUGAGGACUGCCGGGUUCUACUGGAGGAGUGUAGAACAGCACUGAGUAUGGAUACAGAUGAGACCGGAGCCUUAAGCCCUACAGACGCACUGAGGCAUCUACUAUCAGAAGUAAAAAGCAUGAAGCAAUCCCUGCAGACUGAGCGUGGCGAGUGGCUGCAGUUCCAGGCUGACCUACAGGUGGCGGUAUCAGUGGCGGAUCGGUUGCGUGCUGAAGCAGAGGAGGAGUUGGUGGCUCUCCGUGCGGCCCACAAGGACAUGGAGCGGGAACUUGCUGCAGCUCAGCAGCGGGAGAAGGAUGCUGACCUCCAGCUGCUGACUCUGAGAGGAGAGCUGCAGGAGAGCAGACAGAGACAAGCAGGAACAUCGGUUACACCGGACACACAAGAGACCAAUGAUAAAAGCAGCACAAAAAAGUACGAUAAUAAAGAUGAGACACUGCGAGGCAGGGACAGGGUUUUACACAGACUGGGAGGUGAACGCAGAGACUCCGGAAAUGUCAAUGAAAACUUAAAACACCAGGAAAGCCAUCGGACAGAUGUGACCAAGAGGUACCUGAAAAAUGUGACCAAUGAGGAGCAAAGUGGAGAGGAGGUCCGGCCCCUAGAGACACGGAGGUCCUUAACCACAGAGAGAUCAAGGAGCCUGUCCAGAUUACCAGCGUCAGGAGAGUUCUCUAUUACUCAGAAUAGAAAUUCCCAAUCCAAUACAAUCUCAACUUCAGGGCCAACAAACAAGAACCUGGUGCAAGAGGUGCUACGAGUUAGAAGAAGCUUGGACUGGCAAGACAACAAAAGUUCAGAUAAAGCAAAACGUGAGGAGUCUUUAAAUAAGUACAACUCUGCCCUUGCCGAUCUGCCUCCCAAGUCUCAGGAUGAGUUCAAUCUGCUGCUCCGUCGCCAUGGAGGCUCCAAAAGGAACUCGCUGCUGCGCUGGUGCCAGAAUCUAACUCAAGGCUACAAGGAUAUCAGCAUUACCAACUUCAGCACCAGCUGGGCUGACGGUCUGGCCUUCUGUGCAAUCUACCACAAAUACCUCCCCUCGCACAUCCCCUACACCAGCCUCAGUCCAGAGAACAAGAGAGAAAACCUCAGCCUGGCAUUCAAAACAGGAGAGAGCGUGGGGAUAGAGCCCACGUUGACUUUGGAGGAAAUGUUGAAAUUAGGUGGUCCGGAUUGGCAGCGGGUCCUGAGCUACGUGGAGAGUGUGUACAGACACUUUGAGAUGUAA